AUGGACAGCAGCAGGAAGAAGGUGGCUUUUAAGAUAUCAAAGCUUCAAAGAGUUUUCUCCACACCCCAUUGUGCCAGUCAAAGAAAUGUGACACUCACACCUCCGAAAGUGUUCCCUAAAGCAGAGUUGUCCCUCAGAGACUCUCCAGGACCAGGCGGAUUGGGCGAGCUAAGUCUGGACACCCCAAAGAGGAAAGCCGUGGCGUUCCCUGAUGCUGUUGCCUCGCAAAGCAAAGCCGAGCUGACGAAGCGCACCAAGAAGUCUUUUCGAAACAUUCACAUCCCAGCAAUAUCUGAUAUUUGUUCUUUGGGCAUCUCACAGGACACCGAUUUGCUGGAGGCUACACAGAGCGACGUAUCCCCGCUUCCCUCUCACUCAUUCUUCAAGAAGGAGGACAGCGCGCCAGAGGAGGGCUUGAAGGCAAUCUACAAGAUGGCAUUAUCUGGAGCCGUGAGGAGCAGAGGAUUGAAGAGCACCCCUGCAAAAUGCAGCACUGACACUGGCUGCCUGUCUUUGAGCCCUGCAAGCCCCUAUAUGAAGACUGAGGAACACAGUCAGACUUCGCUCACACGCUGCUGGUCACCACAGCUGGGAAAGUGUGAUGUCAGUGAAGAUCAGAUCUCAACUUCUCAGGCUGUUGUGAUUUCAGUUGACCAAAAAGAUGGCACGGUGUCUCAAGGGGGUGAAAGGGGUGUUGUGCUGGAUGAAGUUGUAAUAGGUCGUCAUUACUCCCAAGACAACGUAUCUGCUUCAGAGACUGAACCUCAAACUCGGGACAUUGAAUCUUCAUUCCCUCCUCUUGAGUAUCUUCCAGAUUCCUUGUCUUGCUGUAUAACUCCUCAGGAUGAGCCCGCUGACGGCUGGAAAUGUCUGAGUCCGCCAGUGAAUAAUAGCUUUGGUGCUACAGCUCCCUCUUCAUCCCCAACAGAAUGCAGUGGAAACUUGAGGGCAAUGAGUUCUUUCCCCAUGUCACAGAGAGCAUUUGUUGUCUCAUGCACUCAGCAAGAAGCCCGAAGUCCUUCAGCAGUGGCCAGAGUGGAUCCCAAGAAUCUAAACCCCAAUACUUUCGACUUUAAAAGCAUUGUGGAUUCGGCAGACCCCUUUGCUCUGCCACUAUAUUCGAACAGUAGUCAGAGAACCGCCGCAGUCGCACGCAGAGAGUCAUACGCUGGCUCUUCCGUCCAUUCCCCGCGCUACUCAUUUGAACAUGACAGGCCACCUAAUACAAGACUGUCCAUGGGGGAUCCUCAACACCUUUGGUCAAGUUACCCCCACAGUGCCGGUGGCUUUAUAGAUACACACUGCCAUCUUGACAUGCUGUACGGAAAACUGCGCUUCCGUGGUUCUUUUGGCCGCUUCCGAAGUCUCUACCGCAGCAGCUUUCCGUCUGAGUUUCAAGGCUGUAUUGCGGACUUCUGCAACCCACGGCUCAUGUCCAAGGAAGCCCUGUGGGAGGGUCUCCUGGAUGAAGACAUUGUUUGGGGGGCUUUUGGGUGCCACCCACACUUUGCUCACGAGUACUCCAAUGUCAAUGAGCGCAGCAUACUGACAGCCAUGGGACAUCCAAAAGCCGUGGCGUUUGGCGAGAUGGGUUUGGACUACUCCCACAAAAACUCCACGUGCACUCGCAAGCAAAAAGAGGUGUUUGAGCGGCAGCUGCAGUGGGCUGUGGCCAUGAACAAGCCUCUGGUCAUCCACUGCAGGGAUGCAGAUGAUGACCUAAUGACAAUCUUGAAGAAGUGUGUCCCCAGAGAUUACAAAAUUCACAGGCACUGUUUUACAAACAGCUAUCGAGUGAUCGAGCCUUUCCUGGAAGAGUUCCCCAACCUGUAUGUGGGCUUCACAGCCUUGAUCACCUAUAACAGUGCCAUGGAGGCACGAGAUGCUGUCCGCAAAAUCCCUCUAGACCGCAUUGUGUUGGAGACAGACGCACCGUAUUUCCUGCCAAGACUGGUGAACAAAGAUCUCUGCAGAUUUUCCCAUCCAGGACUGGGCAUCCACACACUGCAGGAGCUUAGUCUGCUUAAGGGGGAGGACAUGCCCACCGUGCUCACCACCAUCCGAAACAACACCACUCAACUUUACGGCAUCUGAGUGCGAGAGAGAAUGGUGUUGUAUGUUAGAAAAGUCAACUUGCUUGGAGCUGGUUUGUUUGUGGCUCCGUACUAAUCAUUCUGAGUAGCUCUAGUUUUAUACGUGUACAUUGUGCUGUUGCAUUAUAAGCAGUUAUUACUAGCAUCUUACAUUGUUGUUGUUUUACUUGGUUUAACAUGUUUUAUCUGGUUUGUUUUGAUUUGGUUUGACAGCAUGUCAAAUAAAUUAAAUACUUAUGUAGUUUUGUUUUUGAUGCAGCGGUGCUCACAAGAAGACACAGCGGUACAUUAAGAUGUGAAGUAGACAAGCAAAACGUAUUUAAAGUGCAUUAGUGAUUUCAGGAAUGAAGUACC
Phycodurus eques (leafy seadragon) is the source of this 2447-nucleotide messenger RNA. It is a transcript of the gene tatdn2, whose product is annotated as TatD DNase domain containing 2. The record is from RefSeq and is a predicted model, not a curated record. Gene Ontology annotation, molecular function: hydrolase activity, acting on ester bonds. NCBI's taxonomy places the organism in Eukaryota, Metazoa, Chordata, Actinopteri, Syngnathiformes, Syngnathidae.